This is a messenger RNA of Didymodactylos carnosus, 522 nucleotides long. The record is from the annotation of a GenBank genome assembly. NCBI's taxonomy places the organism in Eukaryota, Metazoa, Rotifera, Eurotatoria, Philodinida, Philodinidae.
AUGCAAAACGAUUAUAAUACAAAUGCUAGAUUUGCUCGUCAAGCACGUAUGAUUGUUUGUUUAGCUUUGAUACCAGUUGAUGAUGUUGUAGAUGCAUUUGGAGAAUUAUCUGAUGAAUUACCAUUAGCAUUUAAACCGUUAUUAUUAUAUUUUCAACAAACAUAUAUUGGUCGUACACGUCCUUACGGUAGAGCUAAACCUCAAUAUGAUUUAGCAUUUUGGAAUAUAAAUGUUCGUAUAACAGAUGGUUUGGUACGAACAACAAACGGGGCUGAAUCAUGGCAUGCUCGUUUAAAAUCAAUAUUUAAUUGUGAUCAUCCAUCUAUGUGGAAAUUCAUUCAACAUUUACAACACGAAGAAAAUUACAUUUAUACUCGUAUUGUAAGAUUAGAUGCGGGUGAUGCUCCUGACCCAGGAAAAAAGUAUUUGGAUCAUACAAAACGAUUACUUCAUUUAAUAAAUAAUCCUCAUUCAAAUAUUAUGGAUCAACUAGAAAAUCUAGCUCAUAAUAUAAAAUUAUAG